Molecule: messenger RNA, 2492 nt
Organism: Punica granatum (pomegranate)
Lineage: Eukaryota; Viridiplantae; Streptophyta; Magnoliopsida; Myrtales; Lythraceae
Source: RefSeq, a predicted model, not a curated record
GGCAACUAACUUCCCCCUACGCGCUGUUGUCUCUCUCUGCAAGUGCAACCCACCAACGCCACCGCGAAACUCCUCGUCCCGCCGGGAACCUCCCGGCCGGCCACCACUCCCCGGCGGCGUCGCCCCUCAUCUCAACCACAUUCUCUCCCCGUUAAUGCUGUAAGCUCAGCGCAAUGUCUCCUCAGAAGAUCAAGUCCCCGGCCAGUCAACCGCAGGACCUCAAGUCCCGGGUCAUCUCCUGCCUCCACAAGCUCUCCGACCGCGACACUCUCGCCGUCGGCACCUCCGAGCUCGAGUCCAUCGCCCAGACAUUGACCCCCGACACCUUCUCCCCUUUCCUCGCCUGCAUCCACAACGCGGAUGACUCCUCCAAGUCCCCCGUCCGCCGGCAGUGCGUCCACAUCCUCACCCUCCUCUCCCACUCCCACGGUGAUGAUCUCUCCCCUCAUGUCUCGAAGAUGGCCGCCAUAAUCGUCCGCCGCCUCCGUGAUCCGGACUCAGCCGUGAGGGCGGCCUGCGUGGCCUCCGCCGCCGCCAUCGCCGCCAAGGUCACGCGGCCGCCGUUCUCGGCCCUUCUGAAGCCCCUGACGGACGCGCUCACCACUGAGCAGGACGUGAACUCGCAGAUCGGGGCGGCGAUGUGUGUCGCCGCAGCUGUGGAGGCGGCCCCAGAGCCAGAGCCGGAGCCAGAGCAGCUGAAGAGGCUCCUCCCCAGGGCCGGGAAGCUGCUGAGGAGCGAGGGGUUCAAGGCGAAGGCUGCAGUGCUGGGGAUGGUAGGAAGUAUAGUGGGAGUCGGUGGAGUGGUAAGUAAGAGCGUCUUGGAGUGGUUAGUCCCUCUGGUGAUGGAAUUUCUGAGUGGCGAGGACUGGGCGGCGAGGAAGGCCGCAGCUGAGGCGCUGGGAAGGGUGGCGGCGGCAGAGAGGGAGCUUGCGGUGGAGCACCGCGCUUCCUGCUUGAAGUGCUUGGAGGCUCGGAGGUUCGACAAGGUUAAGAUUGUUCGAGAAACGAUGAACCGGAGUUUGGAGCUGUGGAAGGAGGUUGCAGAUGCUUCUGAGGAGGUCUCAGCUUCCUCUCAUUCCUCAUCAUCUUCGCCCGGUAACGGAGUUGCGGGUUGCUUCCCCUCCCUAUCGAAAAGUACACAUGAUGUCGCUCCGAAGUGUUCUGUACCAAAGAAACCAGUCCCCACAAGCAGAUCACCUCCAUCAGAUACUGCCCUUGGGACCAUCACCAAAAAGGAUACCCCUCAAAAGGCCAGUAUCAAGAACCAAAACUCUUCCGCCUCCUCCAGAUCAGAACGAAAGAAGGGUUCCAGUUGGAAAGUUGAGAUUGCUGUGCCCCACUCCUUAAACUCAGUGCCAGAUCAUGAUGAUGGGACUCCUUCUGGAGUUCUGGAACUGUGCGAGAAUGAGGAUAAGGGAAGCUCUAGACCAGAAACAAAGCGCGCCCUUUUCGGUAAAAUUGCAGAUGAGAAAGUGCAGAGGUUUGGCGCUUUCAAGUCUGGGUCUCGUGUUGUGCCGUUCAGUGAGCCUGAGAUGUCGGAGUUCGAAUCGGGUGUUAUGUGCAGAGAAGCUUCCAGUGAAGAUUAUGACAAUGAGAAGGAAAUGCAAGAGUUGUCCAUGGUUCGUAAACAGCUCGCUCAAAUCGAAAAUCAGCAAGCGAGCCUGUUUGAACUUCUCCAGAAAUUCAUCGGGAAAUCCCAGAGCGGGAUGAACUCUCUUGAGACACGUGUGCAAGGCCUAGAGAUGGCACUGGAAGAAAUCUCAUUGGACCUGGGACUGUCAAGUGGGAGGUUUCCAAAUAGGGACUCUGCAGACAACACAUGUUGUAAGCUCCCGGGUGCUGAUUUUUUGAGCUCCAAGUUUUGGAGAAAAGAUGAAGGCCGAUAUUCCACAGCAAGGUUGUCUUCUCUGGGGAAUAUCCAACCUGGUAAUGAAAGAUUUUGGGACGGAAACACCAAUCCUUUUGCAGAGAUAAGGGAGGUAGGAGAUUAUUCGAGUAGGAGAUCUCAGAGAAUGGCACGAGAUGUUAACAAGGUCCAUUUUGUAAAUUCCAACGGGGUCAAUGGAACUUCUCCGGCUGCUUCCUUAGCAGCGGGAAGUCGAGUCUAGCAAGAAGAUCCUCAUCGUAGUUUUUGAUGGAGUUGAGCUUGUCGCAGUGGUCGAACUCUGCUUGCGUAGAUGCAUAUAUAGUUGGUCUUUUAAGACGCAGCUGUACCAUGUGAUGAAUUGAUACAAGUGAGGGAAUGAUUUUUCAGGAAGGCUUGGGAUUAGAGAUCAGAGAUUAGUUAGAUAUGAAUGCACAACUCGAGAAGAGGACCGCUUGCUGGAGCUGCUUACGUACCCGUAUUGGGGAUCGAGCUGCUGAUGCAUUAAGCCCGUUAAAUGAUACUGCUGCUAUCUUUUAAUUAUCGUGUACAGAGAUUGAAGUCAUUUGAUGUUAUGUACGUUCACCUUAGCAGCAUGGAUUUAUUCUGGGAGCAUUGCUUUGAGCAA